Anguilla rostrata (American eel) is the source of this 5070-nucleotide messenger RNA. RefSeq names its product membrane bound O-acyltransferase domain containing 1 (gene mboat1). The transcript is spliced from 13 exons. The record is from RefSeq and is a predicted model, not a curated record. Lineage: Eukaryota; Metazoa; Chordata; Actinopteri; Anguilliformes; Anguillidae. Bases 240 to 1688 code for a protein of 482 amino acids. Gene Ontology annotation, molecular function: acyltransferase activity. Gene Ontology annotation, cellular component: membrane. Gene Ontology annotation, biological process: lipid modification.
GAUGGCCAUAUCUCCCGGUUACCGUAGUCAUGCACACGCCUACGUCAUUUCAUUUACACAGCCGCGGUUCUGCGUGCAACUGAGAUCUAAUCAUUUUUAGCUUUAGCUACCUGUCAAUGAGUGUAAGCUAAGGCUAUGCAGCCAGUCCCGCGUUCACGUCCAGCACAUUUAAAUGUUAAAUAGCAACUAAUAUAUUGUAUUGCCAUUUCGGUGAGAUUUGGGGUUCGAAGAAAUGCAGAAUGGGAGGUCAGUCAGGUUUUACUUAUAAAACUACAGGUUCGAUAUGUCUGCAACCUGUUAGCGACUUCGUCGGAAUCCCUUUGGACCAGGUGAACUUCUUGUCUUGUCAAGCGGUUGCUCUGGCAGCUGCCUUUUGGUUCCGUCUCUACCUCAGUCCCCAGCAUGCCAGCGCAGUGGUCCGCCAUGCCAUCGUCACUCUCAUUGGCGUCUGCUUCCUCAUAUUCUGCUAUGGCUGGUAUUCUGUGCAUAUUUUUAUCAUGGUGUUUGCUUGCUACUGGAUCAUGCUCAAAAGCAGCAUUCACAACAUUCACAGGUAUUCAAUGAUCGUGGCGAUGGGCUAUCUCACAAUAUGCCAAAUCAGCAGAGUCUUUAUAUUCAGCUAUGGGGUCUUGUCUACAGACUUCUCUGGACCUCUAAUGAUAAUAGCUCAGAAGACUACUUCUUUGGCUUUCCAGUUGCAUGAUGGUAUGGGUCGAAAGGCUGAUGACCUCACAGCAGAGCAGAGACAUCUGGCUGUACGGUCCAAGCCUUCUCUGCUGGAGUACCUCAGCUACCACUUGAACUUCCUGAGCGUCUUUGUGGGGCCCUGCAGUAACUACAAGGACUACAUGGAGUUUAUCGCAGGAAGGCACAUUCAGAGCAAGCUGGCAGAGUCAGGCUACUCUGGACCAGAGCCCUCACCUGUGGGGGCUGUCAUCAAGAAAUUACUCAUCUGUGCCAUUUGUCUCUUCCUGUUCAUGACGGUCACCAAAUCUUUCCCCAUCACCUACAACACUGACAUUGAGUUCAUCAGCCAAGCAUCUUUCCUUACUCGACUGACAUAUUCCUUCUUUUCUAUACAAGCUGCGAGACCCAAGUUUUAUUUUGCAUGGACAUUGGCCGAUGCCAUCAACAAUGCCGCUGGUUACGGCCUCAGGUGUGUGGAUAGAAACGGACAGGCUUCCUGGGAUUUCAUUUCCAACUUGAAUAUCUGGGGGAUAGAGACUGCAACAAGUUUCAAGAUGUUUAUUGACAACUGGAAUAUUCAGACAGCUCUCUGGCUCAAGCGCGUGUGCUAUGACCGGGCGCCCCGCUACCGCACUGCGCUGACCUUCGUGCUCUCUGCGCUCUGGCACGGAGUUUACCCCGGAUACUACUUCACCUUCCUCACCGCCAUCCCCAUCACCAUCGCAGCCCGAGCCGUGCGUAAGAACUUUCGCCAGUACUUCCUGUCCUCUCCGGCGGUGAAGUUCAGCUACGACGUGGUUACUUGGCUAGCCACUCAGCUGGCAAUCUGUUACACUGUGAUGCCCUUUCUGCUGCUGGCAGUGGAGCCCACCAUGCGGUAUUACAGAUCAAUGUACUUUCAUUUCCACAUCUUGAGUGUUCUGACUGCAAUCAUCCUACCCUUAAAAUCGACUCGCCCGUACCAGGCUAACCAUUCCAACAACAACCUUCAGGGGAAGUGAUAUCUGCUCCCUAGAUUGGUGCAGGGGCCGGGAGCCUCUGCCAGACAAAGGCCGCUCUGUGCCUCUGUAACAAAGAGCAUUGUGCAGGACUCAUGCUGACAGGCCAGAGGGCGUCGAACUUGGGAAACAUGCAGAAUUCCUGCUCGCGUGAUGCUGCUUCUCACAGAAGCAAGAAAGGAACGGAAGCAGGUGGUCCAGUGUUUUCUGUCAGUGCAAAUGAAGAAUAUGUGCUUGAACUGGGUGGAAAUACCAUGAGUGUGAAACCAAAGCAGUGUUUGCUGCAGAAGCAAGAGCAGUUCUAGGAAAGAGGGAGUGGUGAAGAAUUUGUAGGGUUUUUUUGGGCGGGGAGUGAUUUUGAGAAAACACCACCAUACAUUUUUUAAUCAUUUAUAUUUUUUCAUCAUGUUGAGUGGGUAUAGGGGAAAUUUAAGAACAAAAAAUCGGGUAUACUUUCAAAUAACUUGUAUCCAUAAAUUUCAUAUAUUUAUUACUUUUGAUAUUUACAAAAUUCUAAGUAUUGACACACUUUUGCUAAAAGUUUUAGAUAGCUGAAAUUACAAACAAAAAUAGGAUGCAAUAUUUUCCAAUCCAGAACAAAUAAAUAAAGAAAUACAGCCUUUUACAGGAAAUAGAAAGGUAUGUCCACAAAGAGAAAAGAUAGCUCUACGGAACAUAUUCCAUUGUGGAAUGUUAACCAUGAUGUGUAAACAUCUUAUGGUUUUUGACAGCUGUUUUUUGGCCAAGACAAAGGCAGUCUGAGAUUGACCUUUAAUUGGUGGCACCGACAGUGUCUGAAAUGGUGUGUAGGCACUGAGCCCGGUGUUGAGCCUCCAAUCAAACAAAAACUGGCCUUUUGACUUGGUGUCUCCUCAGGUAUCACUGUCAGCACUUCCCAAUCAGAGGUUACAGCCACUUUUACAUUUUAAUGAAGAUUCUUUUAUUGCACUCUAAAUGGAGAGCUGUACAGGCCAAAGCUUAUAUAUCUGCACUUUUAUUUUUGUUAAAAAAAAGCUAAUCUUUUGUUAAGGCACUCUGAAAGGAUUGUAAACGUCCAGUGUCUGUCCUGUCUUCCAAUAAUAAUAAUAAAUGAUAAUAAAUGGUCAUAUUAUUUAUACAUGUGGUUGAACCCAGUUUUCACAAAUUUGAAAUUCUGAAAUGAUAGACUGAUAAAGUGGAACUGAGUACACGUCCUGGGUUAAACAAAUUUAAACUACUUACAGUACAGUCCCUAAUUAUUUGGACAGUGACACAAUUUUAAUUGUUUUGGAUUUGUACUCAAGCACAUUUGAUUUGAAAUGAAAUAAUGAAUAUGAGGUCAGAAUGUCUGUUUUAAGGGUAUUUACAUCAACAUCCAGGGAUUCAUGUAGGAUUUACUGUCUUUUUUUUAUAGCCCCCCCCCCCCCCCAUUUUCGGGGACCGAAAGUAAUUGGACAAAUGAACAAUCUUAAAAGUUGUCAUAUUUAUUACUUGGUUGCAAAUCCUUUGUAUUCCAUGACUGCCUGAAGUCUGCAGUCUGUAGUCAUCACCAGAUCCUGGGUAUCUUCCCUGUUGUUGCUCUGCCAGGCCUGUACUUUAGCCAGCUUCAGCUCUUGUUUUGUUUUAGAAAAACCCCUUGGUUGCUUUAGCAGUGUUUGGGGAUAUUGUCCUGCUUCAAGGUGAAGCGUUGUUCAUUGAGUUUUGAGGCAUUUGGUUGGAUUUGAGCAGAUAUGAUGUUUCUGUACACUCAGAAUUCAUCCUGCAGUUGCCAUCAGCAGUGACAUCAUCAGUAAAGAAAAGUGAGCCAGUUCCUAUGGCAGCCAUACAUGCCCAAGCCAUAGCAUAGCAUUCAAAGAUAAGGUGUAUGCUUUGGAUCAUGAGCAGUUCCUUUCUGUCUCCACACAUUUCUCUUCCAAUCAAUUUGGCACAGGUUAAUACUCAUCUCAUCUGUCCAUUUAUGCCUACAUCCUGGAGAGUGUUCUUGAUCUGCUCAACAGUUGAAAAGGAGUCUUUCUUCACAAUUGAAAGUAUUAUUUUGCGAUCCACUAUUGUGGUCUUCUGUGGUCUACCAGGUUGUUUGCUUUUGCUGACCUCACCAGUGCAUUCUUGCUUCUUAACAAUGUGCCAAAAAGUUGAUUUUGACUCUCCUAAUGUCAUUAGCACAUUGGCUCUGAUGUUGAGAGAGAACAGCAAAUGCAAAUUCCACACCUAGAAUUGACUGUAGACCUUUUGUGAGCUUUCUUUUGCAUGAACUAAUGAAGCAACAACACACAGAUGGGCAAGAAACAACUGAGCAGCCAAUUGUCCUAUUACUUUUGAUCCCCUAAAAUGGGGUAGUGUAGUAGUGUAUAAAAAGGGCUGCAGUUCCUACAUGGUUUACCUGAUAUGCAAAUACCUUCAAAUUAAAACUGAUAAGUCUGCACCAUGACCUCAUAUUUGUUUCAUUUCAAGUCCUAUAGUAGAGCCAAGAACAACAACAAAAAUUGUGUCACUGUCCAAAUACUUAGGGACUGCUCUAUAUAACCACAAUAUGCCUGUGGAUUACUGACGGUUUUAAAAGAAAUAAUUUUGUUUGUAACAUUUGAUUGAGAAUUCUCAGGGGUAUGCAGGAUUGUAUUAAAAAUUGUUUGGAGAGCGAUAUCGCACAUUCAGAAAUGUUGUUCAUGUUUAUGCACUAUUUAUACACCAUUAGCUUUUAAUAUCCUGAUCAUUAUUUUCAAAUCUGUUUGAAAAUAAGUUUGCUGCAGUUUCCAGGAGUGUAAGAGUUAAAGACUGAGUGGAAUUUUCUACAGAUCAAACAUGCCAUUAAUUCAAUGUUGCAAUGAAUAAAAAAAAUUGCAAUGUAUUAUCUCAUAUAUAUAUAUAUAUAUAUAUAUACUAUUUAAUACAUUAUUUUAAUCUUUCAUUUGGAAGAUUAAUAACAGACAAGCAUAGAUAUGUGUAUAAACGUUUUUUUUAAUGAAUUUCUUUUUCAAAUAAAAUAACGCAGCAGUCGCAUCAAUGAAAUGUUGUCCCUAGAUAGGAUUGAAAUUACUUUCUGCAGGUAAUGCUCAUAAAUAGCUGUCUGUAGAGUACUCACUUUAAAUAAUACACUGCUAAUGAAUAAGAUGGUCCAAAAGUCAGUGCAAAUGCCCUCAAAACGAGAUUUCUACAGCAUUAUUCAACCGUCUCAUAAUUCAUUACACAACUGUGCUAGUAUUUUAGGAGUGUAGGAUAGUUCUGACAUCACACCAGUGGUUGGUUGGAAUGAAAUAUAGGAUUGACUAACCAUGAAUCACUGAGUAAUACUGUAAGCCAGAAUCCAUGAAUCACUCCACAAAGGACUGAGACAGAAAAAGAACUUCUGUGUGUAAUUAAACUACAAUCAAUGGCAGACUGUGUCAAUAAAACAUACAUCUGGCUGUUG